Messenger RNA from Aethalodelphis obliquidens (Pacific white-sided dolphin), 1151 nucleotides. It is a transcript of the gene TBPL2, whose product is annotated as TATA-box binding protein like 2. Gene Ontology annotation, biological process: DNA-templated transcription initiation. Lineage: Eukaryota; Metazoa; Chordata; Mammalia; Artiodactyla; Delphinidae. Bases 54 to 992 code for a protein of 312 amino acids. The record is from RefSeq and is a predicted model, not a curated record. The transcript has 7 exons. Gene Ontology annotation, molecular function: DNA binding.
UCGCGCUGGCUCUUCCCUUCGAUUCCCAAACCCCUCCAGUGAGCCCUCCGUCCAUGGAGGGGGAAGAAACGUUCCUGGAGCUCUUCCUGGCCCGGUGCGCCACCCAGCUUGAAGAAGUCACAGAAACAUCUGGCAAUUUCUCAUCUGUGGAUCUUAGCUUCCUACCAGAUGAGCUUACCCAAGAGAAUAAAGAACAGACUGUCAUUAGAAGCAAGCAUGAAACUGAAGAAAAUUGUAAAACUAAAAGUUGGCAAAGUAGGUUGCCAUUACCCAGCCAACAGGACGUUGACCUGGCCUUAAACAGCAGCAGUGGGUCAAAUUCCCAUUCACAUCUCCACCCUGGUGAUGCUGGUGAUGCUGACUCAGCCCAGCCCUCUCCUGAGAAACCACACUCCUUGCCUCUGGCAUCCAUAACUCCCAUGACACCAGUGACCCCUGUUUCAGGAUGUUCUGGAAUUGUGCCUCAACUACAGAAUAUAGUUUCCACUGUAAACCUGGCCUGUAAAUUGGAUCUGAAGAAAAUAGCUUUGCAUGCAAAAAAUGCAGAAUAUAACCCAAAGAGGUUUGCCGCCGUCAUAAUGAGGAUCCGAGAGCCCAGGACUACAGCCCUGAUAUUUAGCUCUGGGAAAAUGGUCUGCACAGGAGCCAGAAGCGAAGAGCAGUCUCGACUUGCAGCAAGAAAGUAUGCUCGUGUGGUGCAGAAGCUGGGCUUUCCUGCCAGAUUCCUCGAUUUUAAAAUUCAGAACAUGGUUGGAAGCUGUGAUGUGAGAUUUCCUAUUAGGCUGGAAGGUUUGGUGCUAUCCCAUCAGCAGUUCAGUAGUUAUGAACCUGAACUGUUUCCUGGCCUUAUUUACAGAAUGGUAAAACCACGAAUUGUGUUGCUUAUCUUUGUAUCUGGAAAAGUUGUGUUGACAGGUGCCAAAGAACGUUCUGAGAUCUAUGAAGCAUUUGAAAACAUCUAUCCUAUUCUAAAGGGUUUUAAAAAAACCUGAGUAUAUCAUUCAACAUCUCACAGUAUGUUGGUUUGAAUAUGUGCAAAAGCCCAGCACAGAAACUGCUGGAUUAUAGAUAUUCCAUGCACAUUUUGACUUCAGUUAUUAAAGUGUGAUUCUGUAUGAGUAACCAUGCCUAAGAAAUGAAGAAACUUUUUU